Molecule: messenger RNA, 159 nt
Organism: Bipolaris victoriae FI3
Lineage: Eukaryota; Fungi; Ascomycota; Dothideomycetes; Pleosporales; Pleosporaceae
Exons: 1
Source: RefSeq, a predicted model, not a curated record
CAACGUCCUCAACCGAGCGGCGAAUCUGAAGACAUGGGUGUGAGCGACAUGCAAACGCCCCCAUGCGGAAGGUCGGCAGCAUCUACAACGCACCCAAGAUCCCGUGCUUGCAUCAUACAUACAGACCAAAACCGCUCACUAGGUAGAGUGUAUCGAUAA